Zingiber officinale is the source of this 1267-nucleotide messenger RNA. Its product is annotated as triosephosphate isomerase, chloroplastic-like. The transcript is spliced from 9 exons. Gene Ontology annotation, molecular function: triose-phosphate isomerase activity. Gene Ontology annotation, cellular component: cytosol. NCBI's taxonomy places the organism in Eukaryota, Viridiplantae, Streptophyta, Magnoliopsida, Zingiberales, Zingiberaceae. Gene Ontology annotation, biological process: glycerol catabolic process; glyceraldehyde-3-phosphate biosynthetic process; gluconeogenesis. The record is from RefSeq and is a predicted model, not a curated record. Bases 97 to 1020 code for a protein of 307 amino acids.
GCCGGCGUUAUCCUGCUAAUCGCCUAAAAAAGGAACAGAUACUGGUAAUCAAGAUUCAAUCAUAUACCAAAAGAGAGGGUUCGAAGGUGAGGGCAUAUGGCAUCGGCAGCGUCUUCUCUGGCAUCGCAGUUCUCGGGGCUCCGCCGCGAGGCUGCUAAGCCUUCCUUUUCCACUGCCCAUCUUUUCCACGGCGUCCAAUCCCAGCUGCGUCUCCCCUCGGCCCGCCGCCCUAUCAGAAGUGUCGUUGCCAUGGCCGGCACUGGAAAGUUUUUUGUUGGAGGCAACUGGAAAUGUAACGGGACUAAAGAUUCUAUCAGGAAACUUGUUGCAGAUUUGAAUGAUUCGAAGUUGGAGAAUGACGUAGAUGUUAUUGUGUCACCACCAUACGUUUAUAUUGAUGUGGUCAAGCAAUCGUUGACUGAACGUAUUGAAAUAUCUGCUCAGAAUUCUUGGGUUGGUAAAGGUGGAGCUUUUACUGGAGAAAUCAGCGUGGAGCAAUUGAAAGAUAUUGGUUGCAAAUGGGUUAUCCUUGGCCAUUCUGAGCGUAGACACAUUAUUGGUGAGGAUGACCAGUUUAUUGGGAAGAAGGCAGCAUAUGCCCUGAGCCAGAAUCUUAAGGUAAUUGCUUGUAUAGGCGAGAAGUUGGAAGAGAGGGAAGCAGGAAGAACCUUUGAUGUGUGCUUCGAGCAGAUGAAAGCUUUUGCAGACAGUAUAUCAAACUGGAAGGAUGUUGUUAUCGCAUAUGAGCCCGUAUGGGCUAUCGGCACUGGAAAAGUGGCUACUCCUGAGCAAGCUCAGGAAGUGCAUGUUGCUGUGCGCGAUUGGGUUAAGAAAAAUGUGUCACCUGAAGUUGCUUCCUCCACCCGUAUCAUCUAUGGAGGUUCUGUAAAUGGAGGCAAUUGUUCUGAGCUUGCCAAACAAGAAGAUAUUGAUGGAUUUCUUGUUGGAGGUGCCUCACUUAAGGGGCCAGAAUUUGCCACCAUUGUCAACUCAGUCACCGCGAAGAAAGUCACUGCAUGACGACGAUUCAUCCAUGUUUCGGGUUGCUGCUUGGAUGCAAACUCAAAUAAUAAGUAUGAUUCUUCUGUACCUGAGUCAACUAUCCCUUUGUGAUCACAUGGGAUUUUGAUAUAUGUUCUCUAAAUUUUUUUUAGAAUAAGUUUCAACCGAAGUUGUAUGAAUGAAUCCAUAUGCUACCUCUGCUUGGCAUUCUGAAAUUUAGAAUUAUCUAGGAAAUAUUAAAUUUAGAAUUUUAGAAUUAUCUCGA